This is a messenger RNA of Amoebophrya sp. A120, 550 nucleotides long. NCBI's taxonomy places the organism in Eukaryota, Dinophyceae, Syndiniales, Amoebophryaceae. The record is from the annotation of a GenBank genome assembly.
GUUUUUUGAAGUUGUUGUUCUUUCUGCCAAUUGUUUCGUUCUGAAAAUAAAAUCAUGCAGGCUACUUCCAGUGCAAUCCGCAGCCCGAACUCGUCCGGGCAGCUGCGGCCGCUGCAAAUAGGCAGCUCCGCCGCAACAAGCAGCACGGCACCACGAGGAGUGCUGCCGCCAGGACCAGUAGCAGAACAACUUCCCGCAGGUGGUGCACCGCCAGCCACAACUAUGUCCUCAGGUGGAGCCACAACUAUGUCCUCAGGUGUAACAUUUUCCCAGGCCGAGCAAGAGUCCGCGAUUGCGGCCCGGCUGGACGCCUUGAUUGCGGAGCGGGUGGAAGCGGAGGUCUCCGCGUACGACGAGUAUCUUAUGCUGCACUUGACAAACCGGUUUAAGGAAAACGAAGAGAAAAUUCUCACACUAGUUGAGGACAAAGUCAUGCGGCAACUGGAGGCGUCGGUCGCCCUCGCAGGUGCAGCUGCACAUGAUCAAGAAAACGCGAAGACCAUCACAGCUGAAGACAGCAAAUCAGAAAAUAUUAAAGCGUCUCGUACGA